AUUUUAUGGGAGGCGAAACACAUCCAGUUUGCUCUGACGCUCUGUACACAUCCGCAGCGUGGCAGUCGCAUGCAGUUGCCUAGCCUGGUCCUAUACAGCUUUAGCUAUAGGCAUGCAGGGCGGUAUAGACUCCACAGCCGCAUCAGCUUAAAGAGUCCACUUCCCUCGGGCUUGCGUCCCCAACUUCUGAAGCACCGCCUUCGUGUUUAGACCUGAAAUUGAAACGGAUGGAAACAUUUGAUAAUCACAGACAUCUUAAGUAGCGUAGUUGGCGGACUGUGCAAACAGACGACCGAGAGCGCUUGAGCCUCGAGCCUUGCGUACUGUUUUGCUCCUUGAUUUUCUUCUAACUACAAGCGGCCUGCUGCUCAGGCCGCUGCGGCGGCAGGCCGGUUCUGCUAGGCGCAAAGUCUAAGCGAGAAUGGCCGCACCAGCUAUGUUGCCCGGCCAGGCGGUUAAGACGCCUGGUAGUAUCUGGGCUAAGGCGAUUGAGCACGCAAACGAGGAGCGGAAAAAGCCUGGCGCCGAUGGACGCGGAGAUGCAUUCUGCUACUUCGUGGGCUCGCGAGCGGCCGGCAAGAGCACGUUGCUCAAUCGCUUCUUGUAUCCCACGAGGGCGGAGGUACCAAAGCCGUCGGAGGGCAUUGAGUACACGUACGCGCGCAAACCCGCCGCCUUCGACCAUGAAAAGAAGGACCUUGCUCACAUUUGGGAGGUUGGAGGCAGCCAGGAGUUUGCGGAGGAGAUCGUGAACUCGGACCAACUGUUCCUCACGGCUAAGCAGGUGACGACCGCGGUGGUGGUGAUCGUGGUGGACUUGUCGGACCCCGCCGGCGUGUUGCCAACACUGCUGUACUGGGUGGAGCAGGUGAAGAAGAAGCUGGGCUCGACGUAUGAGAAGUUUGAGAAGAAGGGGCUGCAGCUGCCAGAGCAGCUGCGGCAGCGCGCCAAGUCCAAGCUGUACAGCGCCAACGAGGACAAGGACACUGUGUACCACAGCGGCAUCUCGCUGGUGAUCGCGGCGACCAAGUACGACGCCUUCAAGAACCAGGACCCAGAGGUCAAGAAGGUCAUGUCCAGGGUGCUGCGCUACAUCGCGCACGCGCACGGCGCCUUCCUGUGCUACCUGUCGGGGCUGCACGGCGCCAGCGAGGGCAGCGGCGCGGAGGACGCGGCGCUGCUGGACAACUUCACGCGCCUCAUGAACCACCUCAUCUUCACCGGCCUCGAGAAGAAGCCGGUGCUGAAGAUGCAGCCGCAGAUAGACCACACCGGGCCCAUCAUGGUGCCGGCAGGCUUCGACACCUUCAAAUCCGUGGGGCGGCCGCGCAGCCAGGGCGAGGGCACGGUGGCGGGCGGUCUGGCGGAGUGGCGCGAGCUGUUCGAGAAGAUGUUCCCGGGCGUGCGCGAGAAGGAGGCCAAGAUGUCGGCCAAGGGUGCCAAGUUUGUCAUCCCGGAGCAGUACAAGGAGGAGGAGGUGGACGCGGUGCGGCAGCGGAAGGUGACGGACCUGGAGAACUUCCGCAAGGAGCAGGCCGCCGCGGUGGAGGCCGCGAAGAAGAAGGCGCUGAUGGCAAAGGCGCAACAGGCCGAGGCCGCUGCCAAGAAAAAGGCCGGCGCGCCGGCGGCCGGCGCAAAGGCGCCCGCCAAGGCCAGCCCUAACGGCACGCCGCCGCGUCGGCCCUCCAAUGCCGGAAACCAGUGAGCGGCAGGCUAAGGGCGUUUGGAGCUGCACUCAGCAGGAGGCGGUGCCGCUGUGAUGAGCGAGCAGCUGGGGUCGGUAGCGCAAGCGCGAUGGAGAAUGGAAUGGGGUCGGGUACGUCAAGGCCGGAAGUUGACGCUGUCUGCGGCAGCCGCAGGGGCGCGUUACGCUUUCGUGUGAAGGAACGGUGGUGGGAUGUGUUCGAUGGCUCCAGUUGCGUCUCAGGACACGGCCGAAACGGCCAAGCGUGCACAGCGUGGAGCGUGUGUAGUGCAUGUACAUAAUCAGUACAAGACGACGAUGGUAUGUAAGGUGACGGUCAUGGUAGUUGCUUGCAGUGCCAAGCCAGGAACUGACAGGAUACGGUUCGGAAGGGCGCGUGUUAGUGCGAAGGCGUGUGGACCUUGCCGCAAGGGCAAGGCGCUGCCGGGCCUGGCAAUACCGUAUAGCGCGCAGCUAUCGCAGACGGAUAUGCAGAGAGCGCGUCAUGGGAUCAUGCGUGUAAAGUGAAUGUGAGCUUGCAACAGGGCUGCCUGCAAGCUCCUGGAGCAGGCCAAGGCCCCGCAGUUGACAUGUUUUGGACCUGUGCGGGCAUCCCGCAUGUAACAUCCCGUGUGC
Messenger RNA from Chlamydomonas reinhardtii, 2320 nucleotides. RefSeq lists its product as uncharacterized. The coding region runs from base 422 to 1705 and encodes 427 amino acids. Lineage: Eukaryota; Viridiplantae; Chlorophyta; Chlorophyceae; Chlamydomonadales; Chlamydomonadaceae. The record is from RefSeq and is a predicted model, not a curated record. Gene Ontology annotation, cellular component: ciliary basal body; cytoplasmic dynein complex; axoneme. The transcript is spliced from 11 exons. Gene Ontology annotation, biological process: intraciliary transport involved in cilium assembly; intraciliary retrograde transport. Gene Ontology annotation, molecular function: dynein heavy chain binding.